UGUCUCCCCACAUUUUGAAUGUGUGCUAUUCGAAUCAUCUCGACUCUGCUUGCGAAGUUUGAUCAUUAUCUCGAGCCUUAGGAAAUAAUGGGUUGCUUCUCAAAGUUUGAGAAGAAAGUAUGUCCAACUGACGAAGACUCGGCUGCGGCAGAAACUGCAGCACCCCUCGGAACGGGAAAACGCGAGCCUGGAGAUGAAGGUGGUAUUGAAACUACACGUCACGGGAAUGAGCCCCACGUGACUCCAGAAAUGGAAAAGAGGCUUCUGAGAAAGUUGGACAGGAGACUGAUUCCUCAUAUCAUGUUUCUAUACAUGCUCUCAUAUUUGGACCGCUCCAAUAUUGGCAACGCCAAAAUCGCAGGCAUGCAGAAACAACUCCAUCUCUCCUCCCCAGACUACCAAUGGCUCCUUACCAUUUUCUACAUCGCCUACAUCUUCUUCGAGUGGCUCAUUCUGAUGUGGAAAGUCGUCCCACCACAUAUCUGGUCCGCAAUCUGCGUCACGGGUUUCGGCAUCGUCGCAACCCUUCAAUCAGCAACCUACUCCUUCACCGGCAUGAUGAUCGCCCGUUUCUUCCUGGGGAUGUUCGAAGCUGGAUUCGGUCCUGCCUUCCCCCUUUACCUCUCCUACUUCUACCUCCGCCAUGAAAUCGGCCUCAGACUUGGAUUCAUCAUCUCGGCUGCACCGCUCGCUACUUGUUUCGCGGGUGCUCUAGCUUAUGGCAUAACAAGCGGCGAUGGAUCAAAGAUUGCGAACUGGAGACUCCUCUUCCUCGUCGAAGGGUUCCCCUCAAUUGUUGCCGGAGUCAUAACCUUCUUCACCCUCCCCGACAGCCCCAGUGCAGCCACAUUCCUCAACCAUGAAGACCAGCUGGUAGCUCGCGCUCGAGGAAUCCGGCAAGUAGGCUCUCAAUCAGAUCACCGCAUCGGCGAAAUCAUAUGGGCAGACGUCCUCGCCGCUCUUCUUGACCUCAAGAACUACUUCACUGCACUAAUGUACUUCUCAUGCAACGUCUCCUUCUCCUCCCUCCCGGUCUUCCUCCCCACCAUCCUAACAGAAAUGGGCUUCUCCCCAAUCCACUCCCAGGGCCUCUCCGCACCCCCCUACUUUCUCGCCUUCGUCGUCGUCAUAGCAUCAACCUACAUCGCCGACCGCACACAGCAGCGCGCCCUCGUCAUCUUCGCCCUUUCUCUCAUCGGCGCUGUCGGGUACAUCCUCCUCGCUGCCACCUCUUCAACAGGACCAAUAUACAUGGGCGUCUUUCUUGCUGCGAGUGGGAUAUUUGCCGCGAUCACUAAUAUUCUUCCUUGGGUUGCGAACAAUGCGAGUAGUGAUACGAGACGGGGUGCUGGAUUGGGGAUUUUGGGACUGGUGGGUCAGUGUGGGCCGUUGCUGGGCACAAGGGUGUAUCCUGCGAAGGAUGCGCCGUGUUAUAGGUUGGGGAUGUGGUGUUGUGCGGGGUUCAUGUUAUUCAAUGCCUUGCUUGCGGUGGGACUGAGAGGGUUGCUUACGUGGGAGAAUCGGCAGCUUGAUAAGAAGUACGUAUUUCUUAGAGCUACUUCUCCGGUACUAAAUGGCGAGUGUGGGGAUGGGAGAUUAGAGUUUUUGGGAGUGAUGUUAACUGAAUUCAUAGGUAUGGUCCCGUGGCCAGGAUCUCUGGGGAUGGUAAGGUGGAAGGAGGACCUGCUGGUUUUGGGGAUGAGAUUGAGGGGCCAAGGUUCAGAUACGUGUUAUGAUGUGGUCGAUGGUGUACAGAGCAAGCCGGAAUGGUCAAAGAGCUGUCCAGCUUAUUUUAGGAAAGAGGUUGUAAGUGUACAAUUCUUGACUCAAGCCGGACAACAAACCUUCCGUUUUAUCCCCAGCACUUCAAUAUUAUUUGCGCGAGAGGGGAGAUACACAAAUGACUGUUGAUGGUGGCAUGCCAGGUACUGACCGAGCAGCUGCUUCGAGACAGCAAACAAUAUUGGCAGAGACGCGCCAUGUUCUGUCAGGACCCCGAGAUGUACAUGAGGCGUG
Molecule: messenger RNA, 2016 nt
Organism: Hyaloscypha bicolor E
Lineage: Eukaryota; Fungi; Ascomycota; Leotiomycetes; Helotiales; Hyaloscyphaceae
Product: MFS general substrate transporter
Exons: 3
Coding region: 88-1911 (607 amino acids)
Biological process (GO): transmembrane transport
Cellular component (GO): membrane
Molecular function (GO): transmembrane transporter activity
Source: RefSeq, a predicted model, not a curated record